Molecule: messenger RNA, 1115 nt
Organism: Drosophila simulans
Lineage: Eukaryota; Metazoa; Arthropoda; Insecta; Diptera; Drosophilidae
Exons: 4
Coding region: 114-1073 (319 amino acids)
Source: RefSeq, a predicted model, not a curated record
AUACAAAUUUCCAGCUAGCACGCAUCAUUUGUUGUCUCUCUAUGUAGAAUUUUUAUACAACUCUUUAGUACAUAUCUUUUUACGCAUAUAUUCACAAAUCCGUGGCCAGUCGAAUGGAGGAGGCUCCAGUGGGUAAACAAGUUCGAUUGCAGGACUUGCCGGCUGAUGUGCUGCAUAUGGUCAUGGGCCAUUUGGACCUAUACCACCACAAGUUGCUGCGGGAAACUUCGGAGGAACUGAAGCAGAUCAGCACGGCGUACAUACUGCAUCAUCACAAGGCCUACGAGGUGGCCCAUUCGGAAGGACUCUCGGAGGAGCAGAGUAGCGCGAAAAGGAUCAUGCUGCAGGUCCUGCGCACGGCUAUUAGCUACUUUUCCGACGAGGACAGUGAAUCCGACGUGGCCAUCAGUCUACUGCACUUUCACUCUAAGGAGGCCGUUUUUUAUAAUGAAGCUGACCAUCUGGGCAAGUUCCUUGUCCAUUUCCUGAUCCUCAAUGAGCAAGCCUUCAACGUAUUCAGUGCUGAGAGACUGAAACUUAGGCGCCUCCAUUACACAAUGGCAAUUUUCGGCCUAUUGCGACAAUUUCGAAAUUUUAGGAUCCUGGGAUUCGGCAAGACCUUUUGGCACUGGAACGUGGAGGUCGAAUUGAGCCACACCUUCAUCGGUGUCAUUGAAGAAGCAAAAUCCAGCUUCAAUACUGUGGAGUCCCAACGACGCAUCUACUUCAUCUCCAUUCUGGCCGAGCUGCUCUUCCACGAGAAGAGCAACCAGAACUAUGGUGGACAGAGGGGCUUGGAAGGCACUUUGUACACCUACAGUAUUCAGCCAAAUUCAAAAGCCAAGCGCACUCCUCGAAUGUUUAUAAAGUUUAUAGUGGAUGGUCCGCAGUUUCUACUUGAAUAUCUGAAGGACCUAAUCAGCGGAGAGGAAGAUCCUCAGAAUCCGUUCGUCUUGCCACCAGGAACAGACUUUGCCAUUCGAGUUGAGACCAGGUGCUUGAAAGGACCCCAGUUUGUAUAUUACGGAAAUCUGAAUUUUAAUGUGUUGAGAUGGAGCGAACUAGUCGAAUGAAGAUGUAUCUGGACGAAAAUGCUAAACAAAUUAACGAUUCUG